This is a messenger RNA of Brienomyrus brachyistius, 4625 nucleotides long. RefSeq names its product potassium channel tetramerization domain containing 17 (gene kctd17). The record is from RefSeq and is a predicted model, not a curated record. Gene Ontology annotation, biological process: protein homooligomerization; proteasome-mediated ubiquitin-dependent protein catabolic process. The transcript has 6 exons. The coding region runs from base 212 to 1099 and encodes 295 amino acids. Gene Ontology annotation, cellular component: Cul3-RING ubiquitin ligase complex; cytoplasm. Lineage: Eukaryota; Metazoa; Chordata; Actinopteri; Osteoglossiformes; Mormyridae. Gene Ontology annotation, molecular function: cullin family protein binding.
ACCACAAUGCACCACGGGUCUAAGCUAGACUUCAGUUUUGAGCAACAAAAAGCGGUAGGCGUUUCUACGGAGGAGGAGAAGAGUAUUAUACAGCGGGAGAGGGAGGCAGGAGACCUACCUAGACCGCGACAAUCAGGCGCGGGGAAGCGAGCAGGUACCAAAAACCGCUGACACGUUAUUUCACUGGUACAUCUCUUAAUACUGAAUUCUGAUGGCAGUCGAGGACCGACGGAAACCGGUGCUGGAGGCAAUGUCGGAAGUCAGCUUACCACCUACUACUCACUGCAACAGCAACAACAACAAUAACAAUAAUAAUAAUAAUAAUAAUAACAACAAUAACAGCCAAGACGAGGGAAGCGAGAACCCGGCUACAACAUCCCCGACCAGCAGCGAUCCGAGCACCGCCGAGAUCCAGACUAAGGUGCAGAGUGUCGGGAUCGCCACCGCGGCUGGCAACAAUGGCAAAUGGGUCCGCCUGAACGUUGGCGGUACAGUGUUUCUCACGACGCGGCAAACCCUGCUGAAGGAGCAGACCUCCUUUCUGUACCGUCUCUGCCAGCAGCAGGACCUGCACUCGGAUACGGAUGAGACCGGCGCUUAUGUGAUAGACCGAGACCCGACCUACUUCGGCCCCAUUCUCAACUACCUGCGACAUGGCAAGCUGGUCUACAACAAGGAGCUGGCUGAGGAAGGCGUCCUGGAGGAGGCGGAGUUCUAUAACAUCACGCCGCUGAUCAAGCUGAUCAAGGAGAGGAUCUUGGAGCGAGACUGCAAGGCGGCGCAGCAGGUGCCCCCCAAGCACGUGUAUCGGGUGCUGCAGUGUCAGGAGGAGGAGCUCACCCAGAUGGUCUCAACCAUGUCGGACGGCUGGAAAUUUGAGCAGAUGGUGAACAUCGGCUCGUCGUACAGCUACGGCACGGAGGACCAGGCUGAGUUCCUGUGCGUGGUGUCCAAAGAGCUGCACACGCCCGGGGGCGGUCUGGGUACCGAGCAGAGCCACAAGACCAAGCCUUUGGAAGUGCAGGAGGAGGAGAAGGAGGAUGGAGCGAGGGAUGAGGCAGAGGGAGCGCAAAAUGCUGCCCCCCGGCGAGUGGAUUAGAGACUAACGGUCUUUGGCGUGGUUUGAGACGAAUGGGUGAGGAACGCUUCUGGGGUGUUCGCUGUGGGCAGACGCAGGAAUGGUGUCAGGGCAAGCUGCCAGGAUUCCCAGGUCGCUCCGUUCUGCUUCCUAGCAUAAAUGAUGAGACGCAGACACCCAUGCGCUGGGCACAGACUCCAUAGAUUAAGGAGGAAAUAGAAAUAAUAUUAUACCCAGAGCAGGAAGGUAGCAUUCCCAGCAGUGAUAGGGAACUGGUAUGAAUAACAGUUAUUGUUCUGCUGAUUGCUAAGGCGCUAUUCUUAGAUGGCGGCUGAAGCGGAAUGUCGAGCCAUCUCGCUGGCGAGAGCUCUGAUUGGUCCGUGGCAUUACAUCUGCGCGAGAGGAUGUGAUUCGUCACAGCGCUUCCUGAAAUGAGCGUUUCCAGUUAAUGCCAGUCUAGUGCAGAAAUACUGAUUGCAGUCUUAAAAAGCUCUGUGUUUUUGCAAAUGUGUUUGGCAUUUUCGAUAUUAAGUCACAUUUAGUGAAUCGGGUAGACAAGCAAGCGUAGUGGAGUUUGCUACUCAUGCGGAAAUCAGGGAGAUGAGAUUAGCCAAUGGGGCGGCAUGGUGGUGCAGUGGUUAGCACUGUUGCCUCACACCUCUGGAACCUGGGUUCGAGUCUCCGCCUGGGUCACAUGUGUGCGGAGUUUGCAUGUUCUCCCCAUGUCGGCGUGGGGUUUCCACCGGGUACUCCGGUUUCCCCCCACAGUCCAAAAACAUGCUGAGGCUAAUUGGAGUUGCUAAAUUGCCCGUAAGUGUGCAUGUGUGAGUGACUGGUGUGUGUGUGUGCCCUGCGAUGGGCUGGCCCCCCAUCCUGGGUUAUUCCCUGCCUCGUGCCCAUUGCUUCCGGGAUAGGCUCCGGACCCCCCGCGACCCAGUAGGAUAAGCGGUUUGGAAAAUGGAUGGAUGGACGGAUGGAGAUUAGCCAAUAAAGGCCGGAUCUUUGACAUUACCGCAGUACGUGAACACACCCGGUGUUGUGAAUUAGCAGGCUUCUCUAAUUCUUUUUCCAUUUAUCCAUCAGCUUGAACUCACCAUGUCUUUGCAGUCAUUGCACCCUUAAAUAUUCAUACAGGUGGCAAAUUAGAAUAUUUUGUGUUUAGUUAUAGCUCAGAGUUUUCAGGUAGUAAUUAGAUAAAUGGAAUUAAUUUAAACAGUGGCGUUCUGUUGGAACCCCUUAACCCCUAAACCCCGUAACCCACACACUCUUUCUACUUGCUUUUCAGCUUUUCCAAAUCCACGGAUCCCGAAUAUAGAGUGAGGAGACAUUUUGUCUGUGUCUGUCCUUUGAUAAAUAUUUCAUUACAGCGUGUUUUGUUAUGGGGUUGUUGUUGUUGUUGAUUUGUGUCCUUCUCACCUUUUCUUUAAAAAAUAGCCGAUAUUUUUUUCAGAAUCCAAAACCCCACACUGUCCCCAUCACAAUGUGAAAGGUGUGUGUGUGUGUAUGUUUGCGUGCACGUGCUUUUUUCAAAAAUGGGUGUAGCAGUCUGAACUGUGUUUACCCCAGUCGUGUCACCUUUAAUGUGCAAAUUGUGCUGAACGUAAAAUAUAUAUGUACAGUACUGCAGUGGUCUUUAAUUCCAGUAAGAGACAAGUAUUAAGGAUGCACAUCUGGCUCUUCCAUAUAGUGAGUUAUUACAGCGUGUGACACCGAGAGCACUGAGUGGCUGAGAAUGUAGAAUGUCCAAUGUAGAACUUUCAGACUUGUUUAUAGAAUGACUGUUUAUUGAAUUUUGGAGCCCAGAUUCCUGGAUGGAAAGAGAAUCUUCCAGAGGUAGAAUUAUACGAAUAAAUGUUCUUUCCAGUCGACGAUCCAAAGAGCUUAGAGGUCCAGGGUGUCCAAGCUAUCGAGGUGUCGUUCACUUCUGUUGAAGCUCUGUCUGCUGCUGCAGUCAUCCCAAGUUUCAUACUGUGGAAGCUAUAAUCUGUACAGAUGCAGCAGGCCAGCAAAGAGCAGGUUGUUCCUAAAGCUGUUUUCGCCCCUGUCCUGACAAGAAGAAGCUAAACUGCAUCGUUCCAGGCUGGAUUAGUUUGUUAUUCCUGAUAUAGGGAGUCAUGAUGAAGCUCUGAGUUGCUGGCUGCAGGCUUUAAAAUGAUUGGUUCUUGCGAUUUGUCAGUCUGAUGACCACUGCAGUAGCGCAGCGAUCAAACCACUGGAACAAGAAAUAAGGGAAAGUGAAGAAAUUAAAAUCCUUUAUAAGACAUACGUGAGAGAGGUGGUUCUCCCACUGGUACAAUCACUUUGUCCUUAAGUCAAGUCCACUGACACGUAAACUAAGACAAUCUCCUUCUAGACAUCUGGGUGGAAAGACGCUCGUUGUACAUGCGUCUUCUGCAUUUGAGUCAUGGCCAUCGGGCUGUGCAAAUGGUGGUUUUGAGUUCUGUAGCCACGAUGCAUCAAAGCAAGGCACUAAAACAAUCAGCCGAGUUUGUUGUUAACUAGCAAUAUGGAUUAUUAGGUGCCUUGAAAAGAAGCAAAAAAAAAAUGAACAAGUUUCUGAACUGUUGAUGCAAGAGGCAAGAUUAUGUACAGUUUAGGUACAGAUUAUGCAGCAGAGGCAAGAGAUGUGUUUAUGAUUUGACACGCAGAGGGUUUGCAUGUCUCUGUGUACGUGUUGUAUUACUGAAUACACAUGGAAGUGAUCUGAGCCCUAUUGUCCAGCCUGAAAGAAGACAAACUGUUUUUUUUUUUUUUGUUGAUGAUCAAUAGCAGUUUGACGCGUUACUUUUUUGUUGCUGAUCAGCUGCAGUUUGACAUGUGUUCCUCACACCCGGGUCAAGGAGCACUCAGAGUUGAUGUUUGUUUAUAGUUCCUGGUCCGGAAUCUGUCUUCUUCGCUUUGUUUUGAAUGAUGGUCUCAUGGAACCUGUCGCCCCUAUGAGCUCCAGCGUAAUGUGAUUUCGAACGUCGCAGACAGCCCCGAGGCUGGACUUGGGAAAUGACUCCACGGACGUUGGGUCCGGGGGCUUGCGGGUGGUGUCCUCAGGGGUGGAUCGUCAACCCUGCAGUGCUGGUCAGCUACCACUGUGCCCGAGAAUGUGGAUGUAAAGGUGUUGUCAUGGUAACUGGCAGGGUCAGGUGAUUUCACGGGAUGGAGUCUGCAUGUUGUGUACACGCUGUGCUGGGAGUGAGCGCACUUGAAUCGCGUGACCGGCACAGAGUAAAACACAGCUGAGAUCAGACAAGUAUGAUUGUUGUUAUUGCUACAGUUUAUUACUCUGUAAUAACUGUUUAUUUGACCUGCAUUGUGUCACAGGAGCUUGGGGUAUUUAUUUUGCUCUUUCGUUUGCAACUGUUUCAACCCUCUUGAGUAUGUACUGAAAAUGGAGGGAGGAAUACAGGGAAAAAAUCUGUCCAAAAAUAUUUUGUAAGAUUCUGUUGUUUGUUAUGGACGUUUUACUGAAAUGUGGUCUAUAUAGUCUGUCUAGGUGCAUCUGUUUUGUUCUUUUUUUGCCCAGUGUAUAGUUUUAAAUAAAAAUGUAAAUUUA